GAGAGCCUCUCCCUUCCUAGCAACACUCUCUCUCUUAACUUGUUCACUCCACGCUACCACAAAAAUUUAAUUCACCCAAACCCUCUCUCUCUCUCUCUAUAUAUAUAUAUAUAAAUUCGGAUUGGAUUGAAACAAGAAGAACAUGAUGAUGAAACAGGGUGCGAGUGAGAACGAGGUUGCUGAAAUCCUCCUUAGCCUCCCAAGUCUUAUUCGGGAAUUUGAGUGUGGCUGUGGAAUCCUACCACCUCCUUCGUGGGGUUGCAAGAGAAAGAGAUCUACGAUUGCCGUUGAUCCUAAAACACUACAAAAAGCAGCUUCAAGUCCUGCCACUCCUCUCUCCUUCUCGCUCAGUGAGUCCGAUGAAAACCCCACCACGCUCGUCAGUAGAAGAAGAAGAAGAAGAAGAAGAAACGUUUCUCUCAAAAGGAAGAGAGAACACUAUCUCAGGAUAAUACAAGAUUUGACCAAAGAUAACGAUUUGCUCCGUGGGGAGAUAAAGAAUGUGAAUGGUUACUGUGACAUGAAGAAGGAGUACAAUUUAAAGUUGAAGGCAAGGAAACAAGAGCUAAGUCAAGGUGGUCUCGUUCACAAGCAAGCACAACAGCAAUUCCAAUUUUCAGGCAUGGCGCAUCAUCCACCGUUGAUCUUGAAUCAGACGGCUGGAUCAGGCCAAAUAAAAGGCGGCGAGGGAGUUGUUGGUCUUGCUCACGCAACGACGUCGUUGGGAGUGGCAUCCUUAAGUAGCAGUAAUAAUGUGGGCCCAGUUGGAAUUCCCGAUCUGAACCUGCCACUCGAUGAGCCCAUGACAAUGGAGUUUUGUGAAGCGUUGGAUAUGAACGUGGCCGAUAAGAAUCUGAGUAGGUCCAUGGCAGCUGCUCAGGCCCGCCAGAAUAGGCUUCAAAAAUACAGGUUCAAGAAUCCAAUUGGAAUUAGUAAACCCCGUUACUCUUGUAGAUGAUGAUAAUUAUAGUAUUAUAUUUGCAUAUACUUUAAUUUGUUCUUCCUUUUAGGUUCUUACCUUCAAAUUCAAUUUUGUUAUUAGCCAAUGCUAAUAGUAUAUUUUUUUUAAUACUAUUAUUCGUAAGGAAGGAAUUGAAUUGGUGUUACUGGUCACAGAAUGUAUAUCCUAAGCUCUCUGGGAGAUUUUGUCCGAUUUAUGUUUCAUGACAAUGAUAAUAACGUUUCUGAUUCCGAGUUUUAAGGCAA
Glycine soja is the source of this 1206-nucleotide messenger RNA. RefSeq lists its product as uncharacterized. The record is from RefSeq and is a predicted model, not a curated record. The coding region runs from base 143 to 958 and encodes 271 amino acids. The transcript is spliced from 4 exons. Lineage: Eukaryota; Viridiplantae; Streptophyta; Magnoliopsida; Fabales; Fabaceae.